This is a messenger RNA of Bactrocera tryoni, 4020 nucleotides long. RefSeq lists its product as uncharacterized. Gene Ontology annotation, cellular component: nucleus. The transcript has 9 exons. The record is from RefSeq and is a predicted model, not a curated record. Gene Ontology annotation, molecular function: RNA polymerase II cis-regulatory region sequence-specific DNA binding; DNA-binding transcription factor activity, RNA polymerase II-specific; zinc ion binding. Bases 274 to 3195 code for a protein of 973 amino acids. Gene Ontology annotation, biological process: cell fate commitment; positive regulation of transcription by RNA polymerase II; negative regulation of transcription by RNA polymerase II. NCBI's taxonomy places the organism in Eukaryota, Metazoa, Arthropoda, Insecta, Diptera, Tephritidae.
CUUGUAAUCAUGGUGAUUGAUUUGGUCUGCCUCAAAUAAGCAAAAAACUAUAGUUUCUUUUGAUAAUGUAGAAAAAUCGAUGUAUACAAGUGUUCAAAAGUGUUUUUUACCUAUCCAAACAUUAAAAUUCAGGGCAUAUAUACCCGUUAAUAAUAGUAAAUAGAGUGUUAGUAGAUGUGAUAAGGACGAUAAGAGAUUUGCUGUUGAAACGCGCUAGUUGAUUGUGAAGUGCUUAAAUUGUGUGAAACAUUAAUUUCAUAUAAUCCAAUAACUAUGUGUAAUGUACCACCUAAGUUCUUUCAAGUUUGUCGUUUAUGCCUUACUUUGGUCAAAGAGCAUGACGUUGAGGUGCUGCAAAUAUUUAAUUCAUCAUCAUCAGCAGCAGCUACAGCUACAGCGACGACGAAAACGAAUGAUUCGUUUGGCUCUGAAAAUGAAGCAAAAGAAAUCACGGAAAAUACCCCCAACCAAGAGUUUCACCAUCAUAAACAUCAUCGACAAAUCCAAUCACUUCAUUUCGGAAGGCCACAAAGUAGCUGCAGCACAAAAAAUGAUUGUAGCUCUGAUAACCUAUCUCUAUCCCCUGUACCAGUUUUUAAGAGUGAGGAAGAGAUACCAGAUAAUAAUCUAAGUACAUUUGUGCCGAUUGUGCCUUCUUCCAUUGCUACAACUGAGACUUCUACAUAUGGAAUCAGUCAAUUGAUGUCUAAAUCAUUGGAAAUAAACGAGGUGGGGGGCUUUUCAACAACUAAUCCACAUAUACAAGCAGAAAAUGCCACACAUGUGAAACGCAAGAUUACAUUAUCCAAUGAUAACGAAGAAGGCAAAAGCAAUGAUGGCAUAUCUCUGGGAGAGGAGGUGUUCAAGAAGGAAAACCAUGAUGAUUCAUCACCACAUAUUACCAUUCAAAUACUCAGCUGUCUCUCUAUAAAGAUUUCACCAGGUGAUGGCUUGCCCGCCAUUAUUUGUAACAACUGCAGAACACAAUUGAAUGCAUUUUGGAACUUUCGAUUGAUGGCUCAAAAAGCAGAUUUUACAUUAAAGGAAUUAACGAAGUUUUCGAAACAUAAUUCUGCCGAAGCCGAUACUAGUUUUUCCGGUCACUCAAAAUCGCCUCCUUGCGGCAAGUCUUCUUCAGAGCGUAUGGCAGCAAGGGCUUUAACCGAAUUAAGUAAAUCCUCAAAAAAUUUUUUUGCUAAUUAUAAUCCUAUAAUUGCUACUGCCGAUAAUUAUGCUGAAGCUGGCACACACACUCCUGCAGUAACCACUAAAGCGUUGCAUAAAUCGAAUAUAAAUGAAAAUGAAGAUAUUUUUAAUGUUGCAUCUUGUUCUUCAAAAACUCCGCCCAUAUUGAGAAAAAAAUUACGUGCGUUAUCACCACCAUUAGCGCCGCCCCUGCCGCCUCCACCACCGCCGUUACAACAAGCCGCCAGAUCAGCAGGUGAAACGAAAACAAGUGUACCGGGGAGUCAGGCAACAACGGAUGAAAUGUUAUUAGAAAAUCGUGCGACCACAGAGUAUUAUACGAAUAAUAAUACACCGUUAAGUUAUGAUGGUCUUAUUUCGCCAAAUACAAUUGCAAAUAGUUUAAUAAAUUUGAAAAAUGAAAAUCUACCGAAUAUUGAGAAUAUUCGUAAUCUACAACAAAAACUCGAAACGGCGGCAGUGCUUAUGGAUAUUAGUAAAAAAGUGAUCAUAUCACCACCAUGCUCGAAUCGUCAGUCUCCAAAUCUACCUUCAAUGCAAACAACAGAUGAAAGUAUUAAAAAUUCUGUGAUAAAAAAUGAACGUCCAUCAAAUGAAAAGACAACAACAACUACAGCAUCAACUGUGACAGCAACGGUUACAGCAACACAACAAGAUGGAAAGGAAAUAGACUUAUCAAUUAAAAAAGCGAAACAUGAAUUCUCAAAUACACAACCAACAACUACAACAACAACUGUAUCUCAAUUAUUACAUUACACUCGUCCUACAAUACUCGAAUUACAACAGCAACAUCAACAAAAACAACAGCAUCAGCCACCACCACCACCACAACAACAACAACAACAACAAAAACACAUACAACCUGUAAAUUUAGAAUUAGAAACAACAAGUAUUAUUAAAGGAGGAAUUGAAAUUAGAAGUAGACCUUGUAGUAGUACCCAAUUAUCAAUACCUAUUAAAAAGGAAAAUACAACUCCAUACACAGACUCCGAUGAGAGUUCCGAUUCGAAUCGUUUGGAAAUGGAUAUGGGUUCCAUGUUGAAUGAACGCAAAACGCCGGAUAGUAUAACGUCGGAGGAGCAAGCAACAGAUGUUGCGACUACACAAUUGUGGCAGGCGCUUGCCCGAUCAGCUGCAAACAACGAAAACAAUCAGCUGCUCCGACAUAUGAUACAUCAAUCGCUUGUAUUCCCUGCGCCGCCUGCUGCUUUAUCGGCUGAGAAUGUACCUGAGGAACCGAUGGCAUUACUAAAGAAUGAUAAUAUAAAUAAAUUAUGCCGACGAAAACAAACAUGCCCGACGAAAAAUGAUACAAUUGAACAACUGCCUAAUGUUAUGGCUGUUAAUGCCCAAAAUCUCGAGAUUAAUGCCAGUACACAUAAUCAAGUCGCAGUAGCGGCCGCAGCUGCAGCAGCUGCUGCUGCCUCCAUGCAGGAUAAGAAGAACAACAAGAAUGCUAAUGCUAGCCCAGCCGGUAUUAUAAGCAAUCCAAAGGAUAUGUCCUGCUCCAAUUGUGGCACACUCACCACGACUAUUUGGAGACGUAGCAUUCGUGGUGAAAUGGUGUGUAAUGCGUGUGGGCUCUACUUUAAAUUGCACGGUGUAAAUAGGCCGCAUUCAAUGCGACGUGAUACGAUACACACACGACGGAGACGUCCGAAGGAGUGUGAAAAGUUGAAGAAGAAAAAUAAACGCGCAGGUUCGCCUUCCGAAGUCUUAUGCAAAAUGCCCAUUUGCGGUACGAGUGGCCCAGGCGUUGAACUCAAACAAAAUGUGUUCUUAACAGUUGAAAGUCCAGAGCCAUCUGGUUUUUCCUUUGCGAAGUACAAGCGACACAUAGAUGAGGAGCGGGCGAAUAUCAUAAAAGAUGGUUUGCUAAAGAAAAAGAAACUGCAACAAGGUACGAUUAAAGGGGAAUUCAAUCAGAUGGAUGAUUUUUUAGUACCUCUUAAUCUUGUCUCCAGUGAAAAUAAUACUAAGUUAACAUAAAACGCCAAAUCAGAGAAAUCAAAUCAAAAUAACGAAAUAAAAAUUACAAAAAAAGUAAAAAAGAAGUUACAAAAAAUUAUUAAAAUAAAAACAAAAACAAAAAAAUUCAAUGCGAAUGUUUAGCAAGUAGACUAUGAGUGCCGCGCAAGCAGAAAAAUAUUAAAAAAAAACCACAAACAAAUUAUUUAAUAAAAUUAAAGAAAUAUAUGAGAAGAAAACGUAGAAGCAGCAGCAAAAGGAGGGUAAUUACAGCGCAAAAGUAAGAAUAGAAAGAAACGAAUACCAAAACAGAAAUGAAACAAUGUUUAUAUAGAGUGGUAGGUAAAGCGAUGUUUUAACAUUAAUUAAUUAAUUAAUUUAACCAAGGGCAUAUAUACUUAAUACAUACAAUUUUAUAAGUUAAUAAUUUAUUGUAUAAUUAAAAGUUAAAAACAAACAAAAAAACGAAGCUUCAGUAUUUUUUGAACCACAAUGACAAUGUUUAUUACUACCCAAUUACAUAAAUAAUAGAAAUGCUUGUUUUAAAUAUACAAAAAACAACAACAACAAAAAUAUAUAUACAUAUAUAUAAAAAUAAGAAGAAUUGUACAUAUUAAACAAAGCGAAAGAAUUGAAUCUGAACAAAGCAAAACCAAGCAAAGAAGAAAGCAAAGCAAAGCAUAAACAAAAACAAAAGUAAAAGCAAAAAAAAAAUAGUUAAUACACACACUCACUUUAAAAUCUCUUGCCUAUAUGCGAAUCAUGUGAUAAUUACUUACAUUUAAUCUAUAAUAUCGAACUUAUUAAUCUUAUUAAAAACAAAAACAAAGCAAUAUAAAUUUCACA